Molecule: messenger RNA, 1749 nt
Organism: Guyanagaster necrorhizus
Lineage: Eukaryota; Fungi; Basidiomycota; Agaricomycetes; Agaricales; Physalacriaceae
Exons: 11
Source: RefSeq, a predicted model, not a curated record
UCGCUUGCCAGCUCAGUAACAAAUUAUCUAUCUUCUCACUUUUCCACACGACCGAGCGGUGGGGACGACGGUGGUGCCCAACCGCCCUCGUACGAGCUACCCUACCCACUGUUCAUCGGCAGUCGUGCCCUCCAGACACCCUUUGUUAGCAUAUCUCAGCUCAAGGGCCACCUAUGUCUCUUGAGGCACUUUGCCUCCCUCAAGGAACGAGUCGAAGGGAUGGACCAUUCCAGAUACCCAGAUGCCCCCAGCGAUAAUCACUGCAAGUGGUCGUGGUUCGUCGGACUGGCCGUUGAGAGGUUCGAAAGAUGGUGCAAGGCGCUGACAGCUCAAGAUGAAUCUGGUUUCGCUAACCAGCAUCUGCCUCUUGUCGACGUUAUCAUGGUGUGGCAUGCCUACUUGUUAAAUCCUGCGCGGUAUUCUGAAGAUUCGUUACGAAACAAGCACAUCGAGAUACUUACAAGAAUGGGUGACUGGUUUCAGGACCUCGAACGGACAUGCUACACCAUCGACUGGCCUCCGUCAGACGCCCGUGUCCAGAACUGGCUGCAGAAGACCCAUCUCCCCUAUGAUCCUUUCGAGUCGGCAAUGAUAUUGAUUGAGCGAGAAAUACUUUGCCCCAGAUGUAUUACGAAGGUCAACGUUCGCUUGGUGAAUCCCACUGGCAAUGGAUAUCUCCAGCAGGAGUUCACGACCACAUGUCCGGGGUGCCAGCUGAAUAUUACGAAGGAAAAGCUGGCUUUUCAUAAACUUGUGGACGACGUGAGGACCAGCAACGUCCUUGCGUACGUUCUGACUGCCAAUAUCGACGAUUCCGAGCGUGCGAGGGCUAUCAAGUCCCGCAUUUUGGAGAUGAGGUCGCCGGAAUUUAUGAAGAGAAAGGCAAAAAAUGAACAGCAAUGGGCAGUCAAGGCAGAGGAGAAAAUGGACUACAGCAUGCAGAAACUUCGAAAUGCUAUGAGUGGGUAUAUUGCAUACGAAGAUCACCUGCUGUCUGGAAUUAUGAGUGCGUACGAAGACGACAAGAUAUUUUCCUUGGGUCUCGUCGGUGCAGUUCUCCGACAAGGAUCCUUUGUUGACAAGAUGCAUAAACUAGGCUGGACAGACCUGGACUUUUUCUCAUUCUCCGAGGAUGAAGUACCGCUAAAGCACUGCAUUGCUCGUUAUCAUGCAUUCCUGGACCUGAUAUCAUCGUCACCGGGUGGUUUCUUUGUCCCGACACUGGACAUUGACCUGGUUUGGCAUACUCACCAGCUCAUGGCCCGGAAGUAUUCCCGCGACUGUCUCGAAUAUGUCCGUCGAUUCGUUGACCAUGACGAUAAGGUGGACGAAAACAGGCUUGCAAACGCCUUCGACAUGACUUGUCGGGCAUGGAAAGACCGUUUCAGGAUCGCAUAUACGCACUGCGGGUGUCCGCUCCCGGGCGACACGAUUGGACAGAAAAUAAGCAGACUUGUAACGAUAUAUAAGCAGUCGGUGGCACCUUCUUACCUCGACCCACCCCGGGAUCGAGAUGAUCUUCUUGCAGCGACACAUCCGAGCGACCAUAAUACGGUAUACUCGUUCCAGAACCGGCGGCAGCUUUACGCUCUGAGGCGAGGAAGGCGUGAGAAGCGAGAGAGGAGGAUUAAGCGAGAGGAAGAGAAGGGAACUAGUGGGAACAGGAGCGUCGAUCAUGACCCGGCCUUUUUGAUGCCCGUGUCGUUGUCUUUUGACUAUGUAGGGUGUGUGACGAGGACGGGGCAUGUA